AUGGCGGAUGCUGCAUGCUUGGCUCUGAGACUGCUAGCAGCACUACGCGAGGAGGAAGCGCGGGCUGUGGAGGAGCUGCUGCGCCUCGGGGCGGACCCCAACCUGGUGUUGGACGAUGGCGCGGCGGCGGUGCACCUGGCAGCCAGAGCGAGCCACCCGCGCGCCCUGCAUUGUCUUCGGAUGCUGCUGCGCUGGGGAGCGGAUCCCAAUGCUCUGUCCGCGGAGGGGCUGACGCCUGUUCAUGUGGCUGCCGCAUGGGGCUGUUGCGGUGCCCUGGAGUUGCUGCUGAGCCGAGGGGGUGACCCCACACUGCGGGACCAGGAUGGGCUCAGGCCCUUGGACUGGGCACUACAGCAGCGACACAAUAACUGCGCUCGAGUGCUGCAGGAGCUGGACACGCCCACCCAGCCAGAUGAGACCCGAGAGCCCACAGAGACGUUACAUGUAGCCCAGGGUAGCUUUGAAACUGAAACAUGCCAAGGACCUGCCUUAGCAGGGUCUUCUGGAGUUUCUCAAGAUUCGGAGUUGCACAUGCAUAGAGCUGAGCUGGAGGUGGAGGCUGUAGAGGUGGCUGUUCAUCCCCAGAGCUCUGAGGCCACCGAAAACUCAGACUACAGCAGCGAUGCUUCGUUUGUCACUGCAUUGGAGGACUCUCUGCAGCCCGGGCGCCCUGGGGGGGCAUUGGAGCUAGUGGCCGGCUUGUGGGUAACCCGUGGGGCUGUGUCAGCUGGGAAGGGAGCACCCAACUGCCAGCCGCAGGUCCUGACGUUGACUGCAAGGGAAACGGACAAACCCGUACUGCCUGGUGAUGGGGAUCUGGGGGCUUCGCACCCCCACAGUUCGGUGCCCCCCAUGUCGGACCUGCAGCUCCUCCAGGCCCUGCGGGCACUGGGCUAUAGCCCUGGACCCGUCACACCUUUCACCAGAGGACACUAUCUACGGCGGCUGCAGGAAGCCCAGGCUAGCCGUGCUGAUGUAGGGCAUAGCCAAGAACUGGCAGAGGCACUAAGGACAGGUACCAUCCCUGACUGCCAGGUGGAUGAGGAAGCCCUGGCUCAGUGCUUUCAGCGGCUGGAUCCCUUGAAGAAGUGGCGGGAAGGCAUUACAAAGUCUAGUUUUACGUAUCUACUUCUCGACCCCAGGCUGACAAAGGACCUGCCUGCCCGAGCCUCUUCCCUCACACUAGCUGAGUGUCUGCAAUGUUUCGUGCGAGCCAUCUUCUAUGUGGGCAAGGGGACCCGAGCCCGGCCAGAUGCCCACCUUUGGGAAGCCCUUGGCUACCAUAACCAGCCAAGGAAACAGGUCUGUCCCAAGGUUCGCCGGAUCUUAGACAUCUGGGAUAGCGGCCGGGGCAUCAUCUCUCUGCACUGCUUCCAACAUGUGGUGGCCAUGGAAGCGUACACCCGGGAAGCCUGUCUGUUGGAUGCCCUAGGUCUCCAGACACUGACCAACCAGAAACAAGGGCACUACUAUGGAGUGGUUGCCCAUUGGCCACCUCCUCGGCGUCGGCGUUUGGGGGUGCACCUGCUACAGCGUGCUCUGCUGGUCUUCCUGGCUGAGGGAGAGAGAGAGCUGAGGCCUCAGGACAUUCAGGCUCGAGGUUGA
Mus caroli (Ryukyu mouse) is the source of this 1605-nucleotide messenger RNA. It is a transcript of the gene Ankle1, whose product is annotated as ankyrin repeat and LEM domain containing 1. Gene Ontology annotation, molecular function: DNA endonuclease activity; protein binding. Lineage: Eukaryota; Metazoa; Chordata; Mammalia; Rodentia; Muridae. Gene Ontology annotation, biological process: double-strand break repair via homologous recombination; resolution of meiotic recombination intermediates. Gene Ontology annotation, cellular component: nucleoplasm; cytoplasm. The record is from RefSeq and is a predicted model, not a curated record.